GGGCGUGCCUUUAUCCGGCGAGUAGGCUGCACCUACUCUCCAGAGUUGGUGUGCUAAAAAAUCUUUCUGUUCGGAUCCUGACCCGUGCGCACCAUGGCUUCGAUUCAAAGGAAAAUCCCAUAUACUGCAAAAGCUCCAAUAAGACAGGGUAUUUACAGUCAGGCGGUGGUGGCUGACCGCACCAUGUACAUCUCUGGGCAGCUGGGAAUGGACACUGCGUCUGGACAGCUUGUGAGUGGAGGGGUGCAGGCACAGGCCAAACAGGCUCUUGUUAAUAUGGGUGAGAUUCUGAAGGCUGCAGGGUGUGGAUAUGAAAAUGUUGUUAAAACCACAGUCCUGUUGGCUGAUAUGAAUGACUUCACGAAUGUAAAUGAUGUUUACAAGCAGUUUUUCACCAGCAACUUCCCCGCCAGGGCUGCUUACCAGGUGGCUGCCCUGCCCAGAGGUGGGCUUGUUGAAAUUGAAGCCGUUGCAGUGUUGGGUCCCAUCUCCGAUGCAUCCUGACUAGCCGCCCAGAAUAUGCACAAGCUGUAACUUGCAGCUGAAACCUUGUCAUGACGCCAACAUUAUAGUCAUCCUCACACCUUUUAGGAAGGCCUUCCUCUCAACCCCCUCCCCCCACCCCACCCCACCCCACCACCACCCCAGUAAGUACACAAAUUGUCCUGAAUAUCCAGGUGCAGCGGCAUUCCAUAAAUAUCAGAUGGUGCUCUGUUGCCAUGGAAACAGGAAGUGAUUUUGUUCCUAAGCUCCCGUUUACAUGAUCCAGUGCCCUUUAACUUUCUAACGCACACGCCUGUAUCAUGUUUCAUAAGCAGCUGAGAGGGAUGUAAGUGUUCACCAUUUUGUAGCGUCAGCUUCCACCCUGCUGCGGUUUAUAUUUCAGUCCUGCACAGGAGGUGUGGUUACCCUACAUUCAUUAACACCAGAUGGCUGCUCCACGGUACCUGUAGGCACCGAGGCCCCACCCUCUGUCCACCUAACGCAGAGAAACAGACGCGCUCGAUAUUUUCUCCCUGCUACCAUUUUCAGCAACAUAUCUUUUCGACUGCAUCUCACAUUUGACCAAUUACAACACAGUUAUCUGGCUUUUGCUGUUGUUUUACAUUACUAAUAAACAAAACAACCAGUUUCUAAGA
This is a messenger RNA of Anguilla anguilla (European eel), 1139 nucleotides long. It is a transcript of the gene rida, whose product is annotated as reactive intermediate imine deaminase A homolog. The record is from RefSeq and is a predicted model, not a curated record. Lineage: Eukaryota; Metazoa; Chordata; Actinopteri; Anguilliformes; Anguillidae. Bases 94 to 504 code for a protein of 136 amino acids. Gene Ontology annotation, molecular function: deaminase activity. The transcript is spliced from 6 exons. Gene Ontology annotation, cellular component: cytosol.